AAAAAGCAGUAGACCUGCGAAUCAGCUAUUAGUACUUGUUAGAGUUUGGGCUUUAGAGGACCACCAUCAUGACUCCAGCUCUUCUCUUCAUCCUCUUCCUCUCAAUGGCAGAUGUUUCUAUGAGUGCACCAGUCGACAGUGAAUAUCAAAAUGAUGAGUCAGUGGAUGAUUCUGAAAUCCCCCCAAGACCCAAAGAAGCAGUUGUGCUGUACGGCGACAUCGCAGAGCCGAAAACGUCAAGCAGGAAUGCAGACCCUUGCACUGCCAUAGGCUGCAAGUGGCCAAAAUCAGGACGCUACGUUAACGUGCCGUACUACAUCUCUUCUGACUACAGUGAGUACGAGCGCAACAUCAUCCUCAGAGGACUGCAGAGCUUCAGCCUAUCCACCUGUAUUCGCCUCGUCCCGUGGAAGUCUGGAGAUCGUGAUUACAUUUACAUUGAAUCUAAGGAUGGCUGCUGGUCCUACCUGGGCCGUCAGAAUGGAGGGCAGUACGUUUCCUUGGCGAAAAAUGGCUGCUUGUACCAAAGCACUGUGCAACAUGAGGUUCUUCACGCUCUUGGCUUCAACCAUGAACAGGUCCGCUCCGACAGGGACACAUACGUCCGGAUCCUCUUUGAGAACAUAGAGCCUGGACGGGAAUUUGCUUUCGAAAAGAAGCAGACGAACAACUUGGGAACACCUUACGACUUUAACUCUGUCAUGGAGUACAGGAAUGAUGCCUUUUCCAAAAAUGGAAAACCAACCAUCGUUGCCAAGUGUAAUCCAUACAUGAAAUUUGGAAAUGCAGAGAAUAUGAGUGCCAAUGACAUCCUUCGUAUCAACAAACUUUAUGAAUGCAAACUCCCUGUGUUGAAGUGGUCGGCUUCCGGAUGGUCCUGAAAGGGCAGAACUUCCUUUCUAGAUAUGAGAGAUGCAAGAAGAAAAAAACAAUCCCCCCCUUUUUGCUUGAUAUAACUGACUGCUAAAAGUAGUUAUUGACGCCUGUUUGAAAUUAAACUGAUUUUCUUUG
Messenger RNA from Fundulus heteroclitus (mummichog), 1011 nucleotides. Its product is annotated as high choriolytic enzyme 1. Gene Ontology annotation, biological process: proteolysis. The record is from RefSeq and is a predicted model, not a curated record. The coding region runs from base 69 to 881 and encodes 270 amino acids. The transcript has 9 exons. Gene Ontology annotation, molecular function: metalloendopeptidase activity; zinc ion binding. NCBI's taxonomy places the organism in Eukaryota, Metazoa, Chordata, Actinopteri, Cyprinodontiformes, Fundulidae.